AUGUCUGACCAGGACGGAUCCGAUGGCUUUCUCUCCAAGGGCGAUUUAGCUGGAGCCUUCACAGAGGAGGAAAGGCCUUGUUGGCCAAUCAAAGCAGCUAGGAAAGACCAUUACUCCAUCAUGCAGGAUCACCCCCAAUGGGACCUUUCACAGGUUGAGGACAGUGAGCUGGGGGAUAGAGAGGAAGGGAAACUUCUGUCAGAUGAGGAGGAGGAGUUGGAGGUUCCAGAGCCUAGUGCCUUAGCUGGACCAAUAGUUGAUCCACAUGUGAAAGCAGUAUGGGGGAAGGAUGUUACACUGAAAUGCAUAAUUGAUAUAAAUGAAACAUUAACACAAAUUACAUGGGAGAAGAUACAUGGAAAGAGUGCACAGACUAUUGCUGUUCAUCAUCCUGAAUAUGGAUUUUCCGUUCAAGGAGAAUAUCAAGGAAGAGUAUCACUUAAAAAUCAUUCGCUUACGGAUGCAUCAAUCAUCUUGACAAAUGUUACUUUCUCUGAUUCUGGAGAAUACGUAUGCAAAGCAGCUACAUUUCCUCUAGGAAACUCCCAGUCAUCAACAACUGUAGCUGUAUUGGUUGAACCAAUUGUGAGCCUAACAAAGGGACCAAACACUUUAAUAGAUGGUGCCAAUCAAACAGUUGCAGCCAUUUGCACAGCAGCCACUGGAAAACCAGCUGCUAAUAUUACCUGGGAAGGAGGUCUUGGUGAAAUGGAUUCCACUUCAACUUCAUAUCCAAAUGAAACUGUGACAGUUGAGAGUCUGUACAAGCUUGUCCCCACCAGGUUUGCUAGAGGAAGACGUAUAACUUGUGUUGUGCGACAUCCAGCUUUGGAAAAGGAGAUAAGACAUUCUUAUGUACUAGACAUUCAAUAUUCCCCUGAAGUUACAGUAACUGGAUUUGAUGGUAACUGGUAUAUUGGCCGAGGGAAUGUUUUACUCAGGUGUAAUGCUGAUGCAAAUCCACUACCAAUGGAGUUCACAUGGAGUCGGUUGGAUGGACAAUGGCCUGAAGGCUUACAGCCUUUAAAUAAUACUCUGCAUUUUCUCAGCCCAUUGAUGUACAAUUAUACUGGAACUUAUGUUUGUAAAGUGGCCAAUUCUCUUGGCCAAAAAAGUGCUCAAAAGACCAUCUACAUACUAGAUGUUCCAUUUAAGCAGUCGUCAUCUGUAGCUGUAGCUGGGGCUGUUAUAGGAGCAGUACUUGCUCUGUUUAUCAUUACAAUUUUUGUGACAGUACUACUGACACCCAGGAAGAAAAGGCCCUCUUACCUGGACAAAGUGAUUGAUCUUCCUCCAACACACAAGCCUUCAUCUUUGUAUGAAGAAAGAGCUCACUCCUUGUCUCAGAAAGAAAUAAUACUUCCAAAAGAGCACUUCUCAGUGCAAAAUCAAUACAGAGACAAGGAUCCUGGAAACAUGCAGCAUAAAAAGACAGUAAACUGCAGGCAAUUUACUAACAAUGAUGAAAAUCUCUUGGCUCAAGACAGCCAUCAGCAAAUGCAUUCAACUUACAAGCAAAUGAAUUGCAAAGACUGGAGCAAUAAGAAGCAUCAAAAUCCAGACAAUGGAAGAGUUUACAUCAAUCCUCGGGAACAUUAUGUGUAAUUGACUUGUAACAACUUACAGUCUAAUUACUGUUAUAUACCAUGUUGAUUUCCAUUUGUUUUAUGUUCAGUAAAUAUUUUGUUUUUACUCCACCAUUUUUCUUUGAAACACGUUGAAGAUGAUGGGGGUAGUGGAAAGAUCAGGAAUGCUUAGACCAGAGGGGGUAUUUUUAAUACUUUACAACUAUAAGUGUGUUGGCCAUAAACAUCUCUUCUAAACUCACAGGUUUCUUAAUACAUGUUUGUGAAUUUGUUUGUACUUCAGAUAUUCAUAAGAGUUUAGAAUCCCUUCCCUUGGCCCUUUUGAAUUCUGUUUUCCUUAAACUGAUGGGUUUAAUGAGCACAUGUGACUGCUUCUGAAAAUUAAGGUCCUGUGUCAUUCUUCUACUCAUAGGAGAGCAUCUUUGAAUCUGCCUUCAUGUCUACUUCUAUAAAAUAUCAUUGAUUUGGCAUACUACAGAGGAGGAAAGGCAAUUUCUGCUAAUUCCCCCCUUCACUGCAGAUCUGCAUUUCACUAUGCUGUUCAUGAGGGUCCCCUGACCUCAGGAACAUACUUUUGGCUGCAGUGAAAAGUAGAAGUGGGUUAGUCUAUCACAGAUCCCAUCAGUUUUAAGCAUAUUUCUGAUCUCUGU
This is a messenger RNA of Gekko japonicus, 2236 nucleotides long. RefSeq names its product poliovirus receptor-related 3 (gene NECTIN3). Gene Ontology annotation, cellular component: adherens junction; apical junction complex. Gene Ontology annotation, biological process: symbiont entry into host cell; heterophilic cell-cell adhesion; homophilic cell-cell adhesion. NCBI's taxonomy places the organism in Eukaryota, Metazoa, Chordata, Lepidosauria, Squamata, Gekkonidae. The coding region runs from base 1 to 1605 and encodes 534 amino acids. The record is from RefSeq and is a predicted model, not a curated record. The transcript has 9 exons.